AUGGGGCAACAGGUCAAGUGGCCUCAGAAGAUGAAAGCACUCGACUCUUUCCGGAACCCUGGUUUCUGGUGCCAAUUCCACCGAGACCACGGUCACAAAACGGAGGACUGCAUCGCACUAAAGAUCGAGGUCAACGAGCUGCUUAAGAAAGGACACCUUAGGGAGUUCCUUUCUGGGAAGGCCAAGAGCCAUCUAAGACAGGAGACAACGGGACCGAGUGAUCCAUGUCAUAUCGGGCGGUUCGGAAAUCAGCGGCAUAAGCCAUCCAGCCGCGAAGAAAAGCACCGGAACGCUAAGCACGGCCUAGAGGCAGCCAAGCCAAAAUGCCUGCUCCUAGGAACGGACGAAAUAAGCUUAACGGCCAAGGAGCAGGAGAAAGUUCUCACCCCGCAUCACGACGCCCUGGUCAUAUCGCUCACCGUAGCGAACUGCCUGGUAAAAAGGAUACUGGUAGGUAAUGAAAGCUCCAGCAACAUCAUCUUCCAGGCCGCAUACAAGGACCUGGGGCUGGAGGAAAGCGCUCUAACUCGGAGGAUAACCCCCCUUAUAGGGUUCAGCGGGGAAGUCAAACAAACCGCCGGGGAAGUAACCCUCCCUGUAUGCGCUGAAGGAGUCAACAUGUCAACCAAGUUCCUCAUUGUAGAUUGGGACUCGUCUUACAACAUGAUCCUAGGACGGCCUUGGAUUCACGACAUGGGGGCCGUCCCCUCGACUCUUCACCAAAUGGUGAAAUUCCCUACACCCUGGGGCAUAAAGGCAAUCAGAGGGGAUCAGGAGUAG
Messenger RNA from Brassica napus (rape), 780 nucleotides. RefSeq lists its product as uncharacterized. Bases 1 to 780 code for a protein of 259 amino acids. Lineage: Eukaryota; Viridiplantae; Streptophyta; Magnoliopsida; Brassicales; Brassicaceae. The transcript is spliced from 2 exons. The record is from RefSeq and is a predicted model, not a curated record.